This is a messenger RNA of Onychostoma macrolepis, 6676 nucleotides long. RefSeq names its product calmodulin regulated spectrin-associated protein family, member 2a (gene camsap2a). Gene Ontology annotation, biological process: cytoplasmic microtubule organization; neuron projection development; negative regulation of microtubule depolymerization. Lineage: Eukaryota; Metazoa; Chordata; Actinopteri; Cypriniformes; Cyprinidae. Bases 510 to 4790 code for a protein of 1426 amino acids. Gene Ontology annotation, molecular function: calmodulin binding; microtubule minus-end binding; spectrin binding. The transcript has 18 exons. The record is from RefSeq and is a predicted model, not a curated record. Gene Ontology annotation, cellular component: microtubule minus-end.
ACAGUCCCAAUUUCUGCCAGUUUGGGGUUGUUGGCGUGUUGGGCGGAGCGCGCAUGCGCAGAGGCUCGCUCUUCCACACCGCUGCAGGGAGACCGCAGGACGCUGGAUGAAUAGAGGGAGAAUAACCGUAAAUAUCCAGAUGGGAAUAUGUGGCCAGAGCAUGGCGACGUCCUGAAGAACAAGACAAAGACUUUUUAGACAGCGACACCUCCACCGCCUCCUCUAACUCGGGACAUGAGGGAACAUUAAGCAGAAAAACUGCCGAAAUCAAAUAGGGUACCAGAAUGGAUGAAGCUCUAUGGGCAGAACCCCACUUUUAUUACCGGAUCGGCCCGAAAUAGAUGUGAAAAGAAGCCCAACCGAGUGUUUGAACAGCGACCUGACACAUGUAUGUUACAAAAUCUGAUCUAUGUAUGAGAGAAAACAGCAAAAGUCUGAUUUGAUGCGUUGAAUUCCUUCGGAGAGAUGUCAUCGUUGUGAGUGCUGGAUGUGACACUGCAGCAGUGAAUAUGGGAGAUCUGACCGACUCCAGAGAUCCGAAAAACACUUUCAUUGUUCCUGCCAUCAAGUCUUUUGAUCAUUAUGACUUCAAUAGAGCUAAAAUCAGAGCCAGCCUCACAUGGCUGGUGGCCAAAGCCUUUGGUACAGACAGUGUUCCAGAAGACCUGAGCGAGCCUUUCUACAGGGACCAGUAUGAGCAGGAGCACCUGAAGCCUCCGGUGGUGGGUCUGCUGCUGUCAGCUGAGCUGUACUGCCGAGCAGGAAGUCUGAUUCUGAAGAGCGAUGCCGUUAAACCUCUGCUGGGUCAUGACGCCGUCAUCCAAGCUCUGGCUCAGAAGGGCCUGUACGUCACCGACCAGGAGAGACUGGUGACCGAGAGAGACCUGCAGAAGAAACCCAUUCAGAUGAGCGCCCACCUGGCCAUGAUUGACACGCUGAUGAUGGCAUAUACAGUAGAGACGGUGAGUGUGGAGAAGGUGAUGGCCUGCAUGCAGCAAUACUCCACCGAUUACCCAGACGGAGACGUGCCCUAUGACACAGAGGAUGCGGUCACCAGCUGGAUGAAUAAGGUGAACGAAUACUUGAAAGAAAUCAUAAUGCAGGAGCAAAGGAGGAUGGAGGCGGAGAAUGCAGAGCCUGUUGAGAAUCCAAAGUCUCCAACCAAGUGGUAUAUGAAGCUGGUUCCUGCACGUUAUAGGAAGGAGCAGGUUCUGCCCAAGAUGGUGCCGUGGAUCCCUCCGGUGGACAACCUCCUGAAGGACAGCACAGAUGGCUGUGCCCUCGCCGCCCUGCUGCACUUUUACUGUCCCGCCAUCGUCUGCCUGGGAGACAUUUGCCUAAAGGAGACCAUGUCGCUGGCAGACAGUCUGUACAACCUGCAGCUCAUCCUGGACUUCUGCAAGGAACACUUGAACCACUGCUGCCACUUCAAUCUGGAGGACAUGCUCUACGCUCAUUCAUCCAUCAAAAAUAACUAUCUUGUGUUUAUGGCUGAGCUCUUCUGGUGGUUCGAGGUUGUUAAGCCACCAUUCGUCCAGCCUCAGGUGCUGGACACUGAAGCACCAGCCCCUUCACUGAAAAAUCUGCCAUCUGUGCCAAUCUCAAAUGUCACAAAGAGAAGUUUCAUGGAAAGACCUCCUAGUCCAGACAGACCAAGUCUCCCUCUCCGAUCUCAACCACAGACUUCAGGCUCAGGUGAGAUCAAGCGAUCAACCUCAAUGUCAUUUGUGGAAAGCUUCAUGGGUACUUGGCCCAAAGAGAAGAAGUCUGCUGCUCAGGGAGUGUCCUUUGAAAUCCCAUUUGAUAAAGAGAGCACCAGUCAAACACCCACUGGCCGAGGGAUGACUCGGUCUGUCAGCACUGAAGGUUUUGGUUUCAAGAUGCCCCACAGCACCAGGGGCAUCAAGAGAAACCUGUCCUUUCAGCCUGUCAACGGAAAGAACAUGGGCAUCGAGGAGGAAGUCUGUCCUGACAGCUUGUCAGGAAAUCAUAACGUCCGUCUAAAUGGCUCAGGGCCACCUAGCAUCGAAGAGGCUCUUGAGAUCAUCCACAACUCAGAGAAGAAACCUCAGAGCCCCAGGGCCCUUGUGCCCAGUGAAGGCUUCUUUCUUCACCUCCAGAAUAAAAGUGAAUUGAACCCUGAAGCAAAGGAUGGCGAGCUAGACUCAGUUUCAGAAACGUCCAAAGGGGUUGCUAGCACAUCCACCACUGAAGUAGACACCGGCAUACAUGUGCGGACAGAGGACAUCCAAGAGACCCUAGACGAGGACUCAUCCCUUAGGGAUUGUACUGUCAGUAUGGAGCUUGAUACGGAUCAAGACUUUGAGGCAAGAGCUUGCCAUAGCCAGGGCUCUACAAGCCCAUGUCCCAGCAGCCUAAGCAGCAAGUCCCCUGCCGGAAGCACACCUGCUUUUACACCUGGUAUUAAGAUGACCAGCUUUGCUGAGCAGAAAUUCCGUAAACUGAAUCCAAAUGUGGAGGCCAAAGGUGCUGCUUCCCAAAGCACAACACCAGACAAUUCAGAUCUCGGCAUUCCUCACUCUGUUUCCUGGGCUCCUUCACCUGAGGUCAGCCCUGCACAUCAGCCAUCCAAGGAUCCGGCCCAGGCCAUGGCUGCAGAAAUGGUGCAGCUUCGCAUGAGACUUGAAGAGAAGCGUCGAGCCAUUGAGGCUCAGAAGAAGAAAGUAGAGGCGGCUUUUACCCGGCACCGUCAGAAGAUGGGACGCAGUGCUUUCCUCACAGUUGUCAAGAGGAAAGGAGUAGAUGGCACCUCACCUUCUCAAGAGGACACUCCCAGUUCAGAGGGAAGCAAGACGCCAGCGGAGACACCUCAGCCCGUCAAGUCUCCGGUGAAGUCUGCGGGUGAGGACGGUACAUCCGAGGCGGACCUGAUGGAAUACACACGCUCCAUUGAGAAGCUCAAUGCUUCCCUGAGCUUCUUGCAGAGUGAGAUGCAGCGGUUGGCCCAGCAGCAGGAGGUAAUCAUGCAGAUGCGGGAGCAACAGGCUUGGGUUGUGUCGCCACCUCAACCUUCGCCGCAAAAGCAGGUGCGAGACCUCAGAGGGAGUGGGACACGCUCUUCAGGCUCUCCCUCACCUGCAGAUUCUCCUAGAGCUACGCACCGUUCCCCUACAAACCUUAAGAGGAAGUCUGCUUCUUUCCAUUCCAAGACACCAAGGACUCCCAGACCCAGUGAGCUAAAGAUCACUCCCUUCAACCGAGUCCUGACCGUUCCACAGUCGGUGGACAGCAUACCACGCUUGAGAAGGUUCUCCCCAUCUCAGUCCGUGUCCUGCUCAUUUUCUUAUUUGGGCAAUGAGAAGAAUCCACCAUCAGGAGCUGAAGCCACAGACAGGGACAUAGAGCAAGGCCUUGAGUCUUUGUCGAUUGAAUGUUUUGCUGGUACCAUCACCUCCCCAACCAAAGAAACCCAGCAGGCUUUAACCGAAGACGCUGACUUGUCAGCCAAGGAGCCAGAAGAUAGGGGAGAGGAGAGCAAGAAAGAGAACGAAUCAAUGGAGGAAAGGGAACAGCUGAAGAAGCCAACAAAUGAGAUUAAGCCUGCAGUGGAGUCUAGUGUGUCAGAGGUUUUGUCGCAGAUUGUAAUGGAGACCGUCAUUGUCACUCCCACCGAGCCAGUUGACAUCACCCAUCAGACCAACAAAAAUUUGAUUGAGGUUCCACUGUCUGUUCUCAAGCCCCUGGAUGGACAAGCGUUGGAAGAGGAAGGCGAGAAGGAGACUUCAGGGGAAAAUCUGGACGAUGAGCAGAAAAUGUGCUGUGGAUUCUUUUUCAAGGAUGAUAUGAAGGAAGAGGACAGCAUGGCCAUAAAGCGAGCAGCGCUUCUGGAGAAAAGGCUGAGAAGAGAACGGGAGAGCCAGCAGAGGAAACAACAGCUGGAGGCGGAGCUUGAGCAAAAGAAAGAAGAGGCCAGACUGAAAGCAGAGGAAGACCGCAUGAAGAAGGAAGAAGACAAAGCCCGACGGGAAUUUAUCAAACAGGAGUACCUGAGGAGAAAACAGCUGAAGCUUAUGAAGGACAUGGACACGCUUGUCAAACCGCGUCCUGCGGGGGCCAAGCAGAGGAAACCACGACCCAAGUCCAUCCACAGAGAUGUGAUGGAGUCCCCCAGGACUCCUGUCAGGGCCACGACAGGUUCACGACCUCGUGUUUUUUCAGUGUCCAGCCUGUCUCUGGCGUCUCUUGGAGAUAACGACAGUGUCAACUCAGAUAAGAAAACACAAAGUAGGCCUGACUCAGCAGACGGUUGCCUGUCGCCCACUCGCUCCAGCAGCCGUAACGGAGAGAAAGACUGGGAGAAUGGUUCAACCACAUCCUCACUGACAUCCAACACCGAAUACACAGGUCCUAAAUUAUAUAAGGAGCCCAGUGCAAAGUCAAAUAAGCAUAUAAUUCAGAAUGCUUUGACACAUUGCUGUUUGGCUGGCAAAGUCAAUGAAGGACAGAAAAACAAGAUUUUGGAAGAAAUGGAGAAAUCAGGGGCCAACAACUUCCUGAUCCUGUUCCGGGAUUCCGGCUGCCAGUUCCGCUCGCUCUACACCUACUGCCCCGACACAGAGGAGAUCAACAAAUUGGCCGGCAUCGGUCCUAAAACCAUCUCGCGCAAGAUGAUCGACGGCCUCUACAAGUACAACUCAGACAGGAAGCAGUUCAGCCAAAUUCCAGCCAAGACCAUGUCGGCAAACGUCGACGCCAUCACGAUCCACAGCCACCUGUGGCAGACCAAAAAACCAGGAACGCCGAAGAAAGUAGCGGCCGUGAAGUCCUAGUGUUUCUCGACGGCAGACAUACACAAUCUCAAUGCACUUGUUUGUACAUAAUCGAAUCCUACAACACUUUUUACACUCUUCCGUCAGUUGUCGUUCGGACACACAAGAUUAUGCACAACUGGAAUGUAAAACUCUAUGGGGUGGCAAAUGGAUCAAACUCAUGUGUCAAACACCCGAGACUGUGUGAUUCAAGUUGUUUUACUGCACCGCAUAUGUGUCGUUUUUAUUUAAAUGUGCCAAAAAAAAAAAAAAAGGAAAAUAAUGAAAAGUUGUCAUGGAUGACCUGUUAUUUUAAUUUGGCACACUAAAGCACUGAAUGUUCUUAGUUUGUACAGAAAUCUCGCACUUAUGUUGACGUGUGGCCUUAUGUUGCUUUUUGUCUAUGUUUUUAUUUGAAUUAUUUUUUACGACUGUCCUGAUACGAUUGUACGGCUGCUUAUGGAAAGGUUCUCACAUGCAUAGCUUGUGAUUAUAACAGUUUAGUACUGUAAGGGAAUCCUGUCAUAUCUAGUAUACACUAACCAGUGUGCUAAUGUGCAGUGAGUGGUUUAGUUUGCAGGCCGAACCCACUUUUGAUGGGUUUUAACAUUAUCUAAUGGCAUUGAUUCACAGCAGGAUUGUGAAUUCAUUUCAUUCCGUUCCUGUAGGUGUUUUUUUAUAUAUAUAUAUAUUUCAGGGUUUUUUGGACCGACUGAUGGAAAUGUUCAGCAUAAUGAUCUAUUUAAUCAAUAUUUAUCUUUCAUAAAAGGUCUUAAAUAAGACUAGGGGUUAGAAACCAAACCGUUCUGUCGAUGCGAUCAAAGAAAAAUCAGGUGGACUGAAUUGUUUGAACGAUAUUUCCAUGAAUGAGGAUGAAUAACAUCAUGUGCUGGAGUCAUAAUUAUUUUCAAAAUACUUUUAUACUGUUAUGUAUGCUUGUGGUGACUGAUCUGAAGUAUUUCCCUGUCCCGGAUCACGCAAAAGUAUUAAAAGCAUUUUGCCAAAUGAUAUAUUUUACCGGAUUGUUGGAGCCAUUUCCGUGUUUUUCGACUGAGGGCUAAAUCGUUUGAUUGGUGAAUUAUUUUAAAUAAUAAAAAUAAUUUUUGACUUGUUUAUAAGGGUUUAAGACAUGCCGCAUUUUUACGCCUGGAGUCUGUGUGGCAUUUUAAGAUGUUACGAAUCUCAGUCUGUUAGCAUUUCCUCUUAAAGUGUGAUCAUAUUAGCGAAAUUUUGGUGAAAAUAUGAAUUUUCGUUGGCAAAAAGGUUCAUUGGUAACAGUGUAGCACUGUCAAACCAAGCAGCUUUUUAUUGGUCAAAGCGCAAAAUUUGUGUGAAUCCGAUGCGAAAUCUGCAAGCGGUAUUCCCAGCAAUGAAAUGACUUAAUUUCGCCAGCAAAAAUUCGCCAAACUAUGGUAGCUAAAUGAAACCACACCUUUAAUCCUUUUGAGGCAGAAUGUGGCUGUAUACGGGUAGAGGCUUUGUUGCCUGACGAAAAAAACGGCCUUCCUUUUGUGCCCUUUAUUUCAGUGGGAAUUGUAAAAACUGCAGUUAUUUUUGGUGCUUGCCUCUCGAAACAUAAACUUGCACUCCUGUUCUCCCAUUCAAACAUUUCUUGAGUAGUUUGAGUGAUGUGUCUGUGUUUGGAAUGGAAAUAUGUGCACAGCCCUGAAUACACGGUAGCUGACAUCUUAGAAUGGUACUACUGGAAACAAAUGUUAUUUGGCCAUUUCGAGCCACAAACAAGGGUUAUUAAGCUGUAAAUUAGCACGAUAGAAAACUGUACAGUGUGUGUUCUCUAAUCUCUCCAGCACGUCUCUCUCUUAUUUUCUUUCAGGCGCUGUGCUGUCAUAUUGUUCAAGUAACAUGUUCGAUUUCAAUUGCAUUCAAUAAAUUUCGCAUGGCCUCAA